Poecilia latipinna (sailfin molly) is the source of this 1209-nucleotide messenger RNA. RefSeq names its product GTPase IMAP family member 4-like. Gene Ontology annotation, molecular function: GTP binding. Bases 53 to 904 code for a protein of 283 amino acids. The record is from RefSeq and is a predicted model, not a curated record. The transcript has 3 exons. Lineage: Eukaryota; Metazoa; Chordata; Actinopteri; Cyprinodontiformes; Poeciliidae.
UCAGCAACGGAUCAGCAGCGGCUCUAUAUCACCUCCACCUGCUGAAAGGAAGAUGUCCAAAACAAAAGCUUCUUCUGGGUCAGGUUCACAGGACGCUGGCGAGGCUAAGAAGAAAAAAUGUGAUCGGAAAACAGGUUCAGAUCCAGAAGAAUGUGACGUUACCAUUCUGCUCAUUGGUAAAACUGGAACUGGCAAGAGCUCUGCAGGAAACGUCAUUAUAAACGCUAAUCACUUUGCAGUUGGGCAGAACACGCUGGUGUGUGAGAAGGGAUUUCAUAACUUCCCUGAUGGCCGUAGACUGGUAGUGAUUGAUACUCCAGGUCUGUUUGACACCAAAUUGACCCCUCAGGAGAUGAAGAGACAGCUGGCUAGGUGUCUCUCAUUGUGUGCUCCUGGUCCUCAUGUGUUCCUGAUUGUGAUCGAGUCAACAAGUUUCUCACAAAAAGAAGAAGACUUGGUGGAAAUCAUCAGGAAGAUUUUUGGAGAAAGAGCACCUAGAUAUGCCAUGCUCUUGUUCACUCAUGGAGAUCAAAUGCCUAUAGGUCCAAACGGACAACCAAUUCUGCAUCUUACCCCACCUUUAAAUGAUUUUGUCAGCGAAUGUCGGGGAGGUUAUCAUAUUUUUAACAACAAUAUUGGGAACAGAACUCAAGUUAAAGAGCUGGUGGAGAAGAUUGACAGUAUGGUUCAGAGAAAUGGAGGCAGCCGCUUCACAAAUGAUUUGUUCAGAGAAGCCCAGAGAGCCAUUAGAGAGGAGGCUGGAGGAAAUAGAGGUCCAGCAGAGAGAAACAACUCGCUUAUUCGAGCUGUUGACCAAGCUGCCAUUGCUGAAGCUGCAGCUGAGGUGGGAGAGGCAGUGAAUAGAGGCAGGUCAGUGAGAGACAACUGGUGCGUAAUCAUCUGAUUAAAAACACUGCAAAUAACCACAAUGAGGAUGAAAGACCCCAUUUAACCAUCUGACAUAAUUAGUUGUUAAUGAAUAGUUAUUAAUCAUAUAUGAAUGUGAUUUGUUAUUUGAAGACAAUGAUUAACAACUGCAUGUUUCUGAUUUGCAUAUUUUAAUUUAGCGAAUAAAUUUGUUUUUUUUAUUUAUUUAUUUUAGUUUGUUGUCAAAAAUGAAUUCAAAAGAUGUUUUUAAUUACUAAUAACUACAAAGUUAUUUGGAUUAUGUUCUUUACCUUGUGUUCAUAAUAAAUAUUUAAGCACUUC